Xylaria bambusicola is the source of this 684-nucleotide messenger RNA. Its product is annotated as 40S ribosomal protein s17. The transcript is spliced from 4 exons. Gene Ontology annotation, molecular function: structural constituent of ribosome. Bases 133 to 570 code for a protein of 145 amino acids. Gene Ontology annotation, biological process: translation. The record is from RefSeq and is a predicted model, not a curated record. Gene Ontology annotation, cellular component: ribosome. NCBI's taxonomy places the organism in Eukaryota, Fungi, Ascomycota, Sordariomycetes, Xylariales, Xylariaceae.
ACUAGAUAUCCAACUCUCAUAAUUCGCAUAGAUAGUGCUAUUUUCCUCGUUCCGAUACACCUGUGCAGCCUCAUCACGACAACGUCUUCGGUCUCCCUAUCUAACCGUUAAACGCCAGCAUAAUAAGUCAAGAUGGGUCGCGUUCGCACGAAGACAGUCAAGAAGUCCGCCAAGGGCAUAAUUGAGCGGUUUUACCCUCGAUUGACCCUCGACUUUGACACCAACAAGCGAGUCUGUGACGAGAUUGCGAUCAUCUCUUCGCGCAGACUGCGAAACAAGAUUGCCGGCUAUGUCACCCACUUGAUGAAGCGUAUUCAGCGCGGCCCAGUUCGCGGAAUUUCCUUCAAGCUGCAAGAAGAGGAGAGAGAACGCAAGGAUCAAUACGUUCCCGAGGUUUCGGCUCUCGACUUCACCCAGAACACCGAGAGUGGCCAGCUCGAUAUCGAUGGAGAGACCAAGGAUCUGCUCAAGCACCUCGGCUUCGAUGCCAUUCCUGUCAACGUUGUGCCGGUUGUCCAGCAACAGACCGCCGAGCGACCCCGUCGAUUCGGCGACCGCGCCCCCCGAUAAAUGUAUAUUGUGGAAAUGGAUGGUUAAGGGGAUUCGGGAUAUUUACAUCUGGGCUCAUCACGGCUGCACGGCGUCUAAAUGGAUGAUAGUGCCUCAGGUACUUUAGGUUUAAAA